Molecule: messenger RNA, 570 nt
Organism: Aphanomyces invadans
Lineage: Eukaryota; Oomycota; Saprolegniomycetes; Saprolegniales; Verrucalvaceae
Exons: 1
Coding region: 226-528 (100 amino acids)
Source: RefSeq, a predicted model, not a curated record
CUUGCAUAAAAGGUGACUUUUCAAAUUGUCGUACUCCAUAUCUAUGAUGAAUUUGGUAUCACAUGUCUAUAUUUGAGGUCGGAGAACGGUGCUUAUUGCGGGUUCCCGCUGGAUUGUGAGUAUCUCGCACGUCCUUGGCGGUGUUGGGGACCUUGAGUGCAUUCCACUAAGUGCCUUCUUUCAAGUGCGUGGCAGAACGGUCCAGAGAAACGUAGGUGUGCGGAGAUGCCGGACGAUUUGGCACGGAGCUUGUUUGCUUUUCGGGGGCAAGACGCUGAUAGAAGCAUGCUUGCUGAGAGGUGUUGGCGUGUGGAAGUCAGGUACGUGGUAAGACCCAAGCUCCAGGAGAUGGUUCCUUCUUGCCUUUCGCAGGCGAUGGGAGCACUGCGGUAUUUGCUGGGGCUUGAAUAUGUGCAGAAAUGGGGGCGUCAUCAAAGCAGGAUCGUGUGCAUUCGCGGCGCUGCUUGGCGCCGCUUGGGUUGGCGGAAGCAAUUGACAGGAGAAUGUCGAUCGGCGCUGAAGUGGUGACUUGGAUUUGACGGAAGGUGGGAGUGGGUGACUGCUGUUUGG